Epinephelus moara (kelp grouper) is the source of this 2018-nucleotide messenger RNA. RefSeq names its product endothelin-3. NCBI's taxonomy places the organism in Eukaryota, Metazoa, Chordata, Actinopteri, Perciformes, Serranidae. Gene Ontology annotation, biological process: intracellular calcium ion homeostasis; vein smooth muscle contraction; regulation of systemic arterial blood pressure by endothelin. The record is from RefSeq and is a predicted model, not a curated record. Bases 39 to 587 code for a protein of 182 amino acids. The transcript has 4 exons. Gene Ontology annotation, molecular function: hormone activity; endothelin B receptor binding. Gene Ontology annotation, cellular component: extracellular region.
UACAUAUUUAUUUUUUUAUAUCUUGUGUUUCACGUGUGAUGGCUAAUGUGUCAUCGGCUGAUGUGGGAGUUUUGUUUCUCAUCGUGGUGACAGCAUCUUUGGCAAACGGUUCCUCAUCGAGUAAAGAUGUGAGCCAGAGGAGGGAGGUGGAAGCAGUUAAGAUGAACGGGCUCCUGCCCCGCGGUGUGGACGGCCUCGCCGGUGUCGCCUCUCAGGGUGAAGCUCAGCCGUGCUCAGCCUGUGACCCACAGGCGGCCAGGAAGCGUUCAAAGAGAUGCACGUGUUACACUUACAAAGACAAGGAGUGUGUGUAUUACUGCCACCUGGACAUCAUCUGGAUCAACACACCAGAGCACACUGUACCAUAUGGUAUGUCCAGUUACCAGGGUUCCCUGCGUGUGAGGCGCUCCACUGGAACAAAACAGGGGAGGAAGUGGGCGGUGGCCCAGCGCUGUGUGUGUGCACAGCAGACUGACUCUCACUGCAGCAGCUUCUGCAUGAACAGCAGGCAAAGGAGGCCACCCCCUGCAGCGCUUGAAAUAGACAAGAGGACAGCAUCCCUGGGCAGUGGGCCUGUUACAAAAUGAACAUAUCAGUGACAUGCUCAUAACCUGAAAGGUGGACAUGCGUUGUCUUAACAUAUGGCAUCCCCAUAUAUGGUGCCUUGUCAUCAGACUGGUGGAUGAAUAACGGCGGAGCUGCUUGUACAAAAACAAAAGAUAGCAAAACUAAAGGUGGGGGAGCCUGCAGGAAAACUGACGGAGUGCGAGCUCACAGCGCUCUCUGCCUUUGUCUGUGUGGCAGGUGUGGACAGUGUUUUUUAUUAUCUCGUCACAACUGAGGACAGUUUACUUGGCCAGCUCAUGUUGACAGCGAAGGACUUUGGUAGAGCUCACACAUGUCUGUGCCACGUGAUGAAGAUGAGGAUAAGGACUGUUAAAAUUUCACCACAAGUAACUUAUCGCACAGCCGUGUUUUCUCCGCAGGGACGUUAUUUAAUCACAGCCAGUAACUCAGCAUAUUUGUUUUUAUAAAAUAACAACUUGUCACAGGCACUGAAAUGUCGAAAAUGUUACUUUUUUGGGAACACUUCAUAAUAAUCAUCAUUAAUAAAUGGUAGAUUGAUUGUUGAAAUUUAUUGCUGCAAACACAAUAUUUUAUAUAUACAUUAAGUAUUUGUUAAUGUUUAAUAAUAACUUGUUAACAGUCUAUAAAUGUGAUUUGGGUGGCCAUUUUAAAGUUGUAAUGCUUAUAGAUGCACUAUACAGUGUUUAUUAGCCAUUUAACAAGGUAUUAUAAUCCAAAUAAUGUUUAUAGACCAUUUACAAACAAAUUAUUAACCAUUAACACAAAUGUAAUACAAUACAUAAACUGUUAAAAUGUGUACAACAGUAACUGUUGAAUUCUAGCAUUACUUACAAUUAGUAAAUCUGAUUAAUUAUCAUUUCAAUUGUUUGUUAACCGUAAAAUGAAUAUUAACUAAAGUUUAAUGAGCUACCAAUUUACCCUUUAUUAAUGGUGGUUAUUAUAAAGUGUUUCUUUUUAAGGUUGUUUUCUCAUGAACGGAGUUAGUUCCAGCAGUAAUUAUUGAAAGCAUGCAGUUCUCAACAUUUAAGUGAAUUCCUUUACUUUUCUGUGGGAUUUAUGGAGGUAGAGGAACUGGAAACAAAAAAAAAGAAGCAAAACUCAUUUUGCAGUAUGUUUUUUUACAAAGCUGUAUCUAAGUCUUGUGUAUAUGAAAUGUGUGUCACUAUAUAUAGGCUAUAAAUUAUAUUUUCGUACAGUACCUACAUGUACAAUAAAGGUGUAUUAUAAGAUGUUGUAUAUAGAAUUAUAUAUAUGUGAAUAUAUCAGCUUGCUGUCUGUGGUAAAGAACACAGUCAAGUCAAAGUUGCAGUGGACCAUACUGCAAAUUUAUGGUACACAUUAUUUAUCAUCUGUUUUUUCUUGUAUGAAUUGUGCCUCCAACUAAUUCCCCAAUAAACCGGCCAUCUGUCCAGUGAAGGUGUUGAUAAGAA